This is a messenger RNA of Melitaea cinxia (Glanville fritillary), 921 nucleotides long. Its product is annotated as craniofacial development protein 2-like. The coding region runs from base 1 to 921 and encodes 306 amino acids. The record is from RefSeq and is a predicted model, not a curated record. Lineage: Eukaryota; Metazoa; Arthropoda; Insecta; Lepidoptera; Nymphalidae. Gene Ontology annotation, cellular component: nucleus. The transcript is spliced from 2 exons. Gene Ontology annotation, biological process: chromatin remodeling.
AUGGAUGUGAAAAGAGUGAAUGAUAGAGUUAUUGCAGUAAAACUGUUGAUUGAAGACUCGGUUUUAAAUGUCGUUAGUGUGUAUGCGCCGCAAACGGGAUGCGAUGACAGUAUGAAAGAAAGAUUUUGGGAGGAUUUUGAUGCGGUAAUAAUGAAAGUACCAGAGUGUGAGGAAAUAUACAUUGGGGGGGACUUUAAUGGACAUGUGGGAAGGAUGAAUGACGGGUAUGAGAGGGUGCAUGGGGGCAGAGGUUACGGAGUUAGGAACCGAGACGGUGAAGCUCUACUUGAAGCAGCCUUGGCCUUUGACUUAGCAAUAGCCAACACAUUCUAUCAAAAACGGGAACAACACCUUAUCACAUACCGUAGUGGUCUACACUCUACCCAAAUUGACUACAUUCUUUUAAGAAGAAACAGGCUAAAAUCGGCCAAGGACUGCAAGGUAAUACCGAGUGAGAGUCUCGUCUCCCAGCAUAGGCUACUGCUCCUAGACUUAACUCUGAAAGUUCAGAGUUUAAAUAAGAGCCCGAAGCCCCCAGUUAGAACGAAAUGGUACAGAUUGGAUGAUAGGGAGGUGGCUGCAGAAUUCCGGGAAAGAGUGGUUGGUAAAAUGAUAGAGAUGGGAGAUAUGGUGGGGAUGGGAGUAAACGAGUGCUCGAGUGAGAUGGCAAUGUGGGUGCGAAGUGUGGCAAGGGAUGUCUUAGGGGAAACGAAAGGGAAAAGGAAGAUAGAGAAGGAUACAUGGUGGUGGAAUGAGGAAAGUGGUUGUGGUUGCGCUGACGAGAUAUAUAGUAGGGAAUUUGGUGGGUUGAUAACAUUUCCGAGGGUAGCUCUCCUGGCGAUGUGCUUCAAUUAUUUUCUGUUGGAGGCAUCGCGAGUACACAUGACCAUGACCAUGGUGGACUCUGUAGCCACUGUAUAG